Messenger RNA from Eleginops maclovinus (Patagonian blennie), 2157 nucleotides. RefSeq lists its product as uncharacterized. Gene Ontology annotation, molecular function: GTPase activity; GTP binding. Gene Ontology annotation, cellular component: lysosome; late endosome; phagocytic vesicle. Bases 67 to 681 code for a protein of 204 amino acids. The transcript is spliced from 5 exons. NCBI's taxonomy places the organism in Eukaryota, Metazoa, Chordata, Actinopteri, Perciformes, Eleginopidae. Gene Ontology annotation, biological process: endosome to lysosome transport; phagosome-lysosome fusion. The record is from RefSeq and is a predicted model, not a curated record.
AGGCAGCAGCAUCAGCAGCAGCAGCAGCAGCAGCUCCAGUGGAAACGAACCAGAGCAGACGUGAACAUGAACGACAGGAACAAACCGGUGACCCUGAAAAUGAUCCUCUUAGGAAACUCGGGGGUGGGAAAAUCCUCCUUCAUGAAUAGGUAUGUGAAUCACUGCUUCACCAACAUGUACCGGAUCACCAUUGGGACAGACUUCCUCUCCAAAACAAUCACCAUGGAUGGGGACAUGGUCAACCUGCAGAUCUGGGACACGGCGGGCACAGAGAGGUUUCAGUCUCUGGGAAAUUUUCUGUACAGAGAAGCUCACUGCUGCCUGCUGGUGUUUGACGUCACAUCCAGAGACAGUUUCUCCGCCCUGGAGGAGUGGAGGAAGGAGUUUCUGUUCCAGGGAGAGCCUGAGGACCCUGACCACUUCCCCUUCAUCGUGCUGGGCAACAAGACCGACCUGAGCGACAGAGAGGUGUCUGGCAUAAAAGCCCAGCAGUGGUGCAGGGAAAUCGGAGCAGAGUAUUUUGAAGGAAGCGCUAAAGCAGAUCUGGAUGUGGAGAAGCCGUUCCUGACAGCGGCUCGGAGCGGCCUACAGCAGUACAAAAAACACACAUUGGAAAAUACAGGACAUUUCCAGAUAACCUGCGAACAGCCGAGAGAAACUCGCAACGCCUGUGAGUGCUGAGACAGCGCUCGUCCCCGAGAAGCCGGGGAGAGGGGGGGAAAGUUCAGAGAGACCUCGGCACUGCUGAUGAUGACCUAUCUAACGAGGGUGCAAAAAUAGUGACCCAGCAAAGGUACUGUGGAAGGAAAAGGACACAAUUGUAUACCACAUGGAGAGAGGAACAAACUCAGUAAAUGUUUUUUCUUUUUUUUUUUUUAUCUCGAGAACCUUCAGCUUAUGGUCUAACUUAAGGCAUCACUACUAAAAUACACUGCUUUUGCAUGCAUGUCUAGUUUUUGUUCAACAGACACACCGACACACACAAAAAUUAUGAAUGCAUAUGAAGAGAGUUUUUGAGAAAGAAACAAAUUGGGAGAGAGCACAAAACGAGAGAGACCGAGGCACCGGCCGGAGAAAAAAGGCAGCAAAGCGGAAAACCUCGGAUCUUCCUGACCUUUUACCGUGACAAAGUAGAUAUAGAGUCCUGCAACGCUCCCUGUACAGAUCCUCGUGUUGUAAUGAACCUAGCAGUGAUUCAGACUCCUACAGUGAAUCAGCUCGACAGAAGCAAACCAUCAGGGAGACUAUAUAUAUUUAUAUAUAUAGAUAUAUAUUUGUUUCUUUUAUAAGUAAAGACAAAAAAAGGCAAUCGAGAUGACCGACAUGUAAAAACAGUUUGUUACAGGUAAUUAUAUAAAAGGCCAAGAUGAUGAAUUUUUUUUUUGUUUGUUUUAUUCUUGCUCUAUGAACGAACUAAUUUACAAGUGAGUACACUCCGGCUAGGUAAGCUUUUCUUCCCAAAAGACACCCCCAUUUUCCAAAGACACACAAGUUUUACACAUCACAGUUAGCCUGAAUACCAUCUGUAGUCUGAAAUACAGAGCCGUGGAAAGAAAAAAAUAAAAUUAAAAUGAAUUAAAUGGAUUCACAUACAUUAAUAGGGUAGGGGAAAUAUGUCUACUAAUAUAAUUUGCCAUUCUAAAAAAAAAAAAAGAAAGAAAGAAGAGGUGAGACACCACAUUCAUUAGCAUAAAAAAAGAGGGGGAUCAUUUUUUUGUUUAUCAAAGGGGGAAGGUUGGGGGGGGGGGGGUAUGAAAAGAUCUGAUGUUGUCCCUCAUACCUCAUGUUUGGCAAACAAAGCAACACAAGCAUUGAGUAGUAAACAAAGUAAAAUCUCCUCCUCUCCCUGGGUCCACUUCAGAGUUCCCUUCAGUCCUAUAACCUCGGGUUACUUGGAACAAAUACAAAAGUCUUUCUGCAGUUUAUUUACUUUCUGUCAACAACAACAUACAACCGGCUGAAUGAAGAUUUCUUUUAAAAAUAUAGUGGCAACCUCAACACAGCCACCGAUCUUCCCACGAACACAAACUAUGGGGAUGAACAAACAGUUAAAAAAAGUGAUGUUUUUCUUUUUAAAAUGCACACGACAUACACACAGGAGGAAAGAAACAAACAAAAAAAAGCUUAAAAAAUACAAAAAUAAACUACACAAAAGAU